Amphiprion ocellaris (clown anemonefish) is the source of this 1205-nucleotide messenger RNA. RefSeq names its product spastin-like. Bases 871 to 1176 code for a protein of 101 amino acids. The transcript is spliced from 2 exons. Lineage: Eukaryota; Metazoa; Chordata; Actinopteri; Pomacentridae. The record is from RefSeq and is a predicted model, not a curated record.
GCCCGAGAAACGGAGUACAUUUACUCCAGUUCUACACUCAGGUACAAGUGUGAGGUACUUUACCGAGUACUUCUGAGUACUUCCAUGUUCCAUUACUUCUCCUCCCACCACAUUAUUCAGCUGGGGAACUGUAACUGCAGUAACGGAGUACUUUUACUCAGAUACUGAGUACUUUUACUCAGAGUGUUACUGUACUGGUAUUUUACUAGAGUAUUUACAAGUUGUACUACUGCAUACUUCCAUCCUACUGCAUUUAUUACACGUUAAAAAGUAGUGGGGGUAAGUAACUGAGUACAUGUACUCUGUUACUGAGUACAUGUACUCUGUUACUGAAUAAAUGUGCUCAGUAACAGAAUACAUGUACUCAAGUACUUCUGCAGAAUAUUUCCAAGUUUUGCAACUUUUUCCUCCAACUCUGUUUUCUGUGUUUGUGUGUCUGUGUGUAGUUGUGUAUAUCUGUGUGUUUAUGUAGUUUUGUACUUUUGUGUGCCUAUAUUUGUGUACUUUGUUGUGUUUAUGUAGUUGUGUGUCUGUUUAUGUAGUUUUGUGUUUUUUGUGUAGUUGUGUUUCUGUAGGUGUGUGUAUCUGUGUGUGUUAUUUAGUUGUGUGCGUCUGUGUUAUUUAGAUGUGAAUGUGUGUUAUUUAGUUGUGUGUGUGUGUGUGUGUGUUAUUUAGUUGUGUGUUAUUGUAUUUGGGUGCAGUGCCCCCUAUCCGCCACCAGGGGCGCUGUGAUGGCUUCGUGUUGUCGUCGCUGCUUCCUGUGGGUGUUUAAACAAAGAAGAAGUUCCAGCAGCGGGUUGAUCUGAACCUCAGCGGCUCUGUGGACCGAACCGGACCGAACCGGGUCGGGAUGCUGCGGUAUGGAAGCGGAUGAGUCCCCGCGGAGGAAGCGGCGGAAGGCGUACCUGCGGCUCCGCGGCUCUCCGGACGCUGCUGUCGCUGCUCUGGUGGAUCUUCUGCCGGAUCUGGACCCGAACCGCGGCCGCCUUCCGGACCGGAGCCGCCGUCCGGCAGCGAGACGACAGCCCGGAGCAGGGACAGCGGCUCCGAAGCCACCAGCGGCGGGCCUUCGAGUUCAUCUCUGCGGCGCUGAGGAUCGACGAGGACGAGGAAGACAGGUGGACAGUCUGCUGUGUGAGCGGAGGGAAGGCGAACAUGAUGCCAGCCGACGCCUGAAGACGGAGUUCCUGAUCCAGUUCGAUGGG